Molecule: messenger RNA, 1939 nt
Organism: Ornithorhynchus anatinus (platypus)
Lineage: Eukaryota; Metazoa; Chordata; Mammalia; Monotremata; Ornithorhynchidae
Gene: AKAP19
Product: chromosome 7 C2orf88 homolog
Exons: 2
Coding region: 174-518 (114 amino acids)
Molecular function (GO): protein kinase A regulatory subunit binding
Source: RefSeq, a predicted model, not a curated record
CGUCCCGCCUGGCAACCGCCCCGCCUGGCAUCCUCCCCGCCUGGCAGGCCAGCGGGGAGGGGUCGCAGCGGCCCGGGAGGAAGGCCCACCCCUCUCCUCCCCUCCCCUCUCCUCUGCUCUGCUCUCCUCGGUCCCUCGGAGAAGACAGUCGUGCCCUACACUUGCCCAGGGCCAUGGGCUGCAUCAAGUCGAAGCACCCGUUCCCGCUCCCAGACUCGCUGCCCGGCGAGCGGAGAGACAGCGACGAGAGCCUGGUGCGGGACGGCCUGGUGCGGGACGGCCUGGUGCGGGACAGCCCGUCCGACACGUCCUUCCUCCCGGCCGCCCGGACCGCCUCCGCCUCCGCCGCCUCCGCCGCCGCCGCCGCCCCCGCCGCCUCCGGCUCGGCCUCCAGCGUCGUCCUGCUGCACUUCGCACACCGCCUAUCGCAGGAGAUCCUGGACGAGGCCGUCAAGCAGUGGGCCGCGGCCGACGGCAAGUACGGGGACAUCCCGUACAUCGAGAGCGACCUGCCGUGAGCCCGCGGCCCGGGGGGGGGGGGGGAGCGGGGGGGCCGAGGUUCGAGGUUCGAGGAUCGGCGGAGGGCGCCAAUACAGGCAGUGCACCGUGCGGCCGCAAGGCGGCGUCCCGCUUCCCUGCGCCGGCCGGGCCCUGGGGGCGUGGCCAAAAGGGGCGUGGCCAGGAGCGGGAGGGGCGGGGCGACCGACAGCCAAUUACCCGACUGGCCGCUAGGGGGCGGGGCCGGGAUCUGGCGGCGGAGGGGGCGGGGCCACGGGGUGAUUGACAAGGUCACGGCGGGGAUGGGCGAGGCCACGGCUACAGCGCCAGUUUCCCUUAACGCGGGGUGGCCGGUGGGAGGGGACACGGCGACCCCCGCGUCCUGCGUGGGUCCGACCCCCCCGGGGCAGGCGUGUCCCCCAUCCCACCCCGGGACAACCGGGUGGGAGUGGGGCUGGCUACUUGAGCCCCCCACCCUGGGGACCGGCCGGGCCCACAGCCCCAGGAUGGAGUUGGCUUCUUGGGGCGAGGAGGAGGCCGGGAAAAGCGGCCCCUCUACAGGCCAAAGAGCCUCUGGUCGACCCGGACCGCCCACCCCAUCUGGGGGACCCUCCCUGGACGGGAGGAGAGGGGCGUCGGGGGUGAACUGGAAAGGGACCAUACCCUGAGGGACCGGGGGUCAUCCUGGCCGGAGGAUGCCGCGCGGCAGGGUGGCCCGAGGACCUCUGGACGAAAGAGGCGAAGCCCCGUGGGCUAGUGCGGGGCCGCAGUGGCCACAACGACCGGUUCGGAGUGGAUCUCCGUUUGCCCGUUACUUGGGAAUCUCGCCCCCUUCAAUAGGCUCCCUAGAUUAGGCCCCCGUCACCUGGCCGCUCGGAUGCUCGGUCCGAUUGGCGGGAGGGGAGUAGGACCGAGGGAUGGAGGGAGGACUCACCAUCUCCCCCGCGCUGACCGCCUCAACCCCAGCAUCUUCCCCGCGGGCUGCACCCCCUCCGGAGGGCGCCCGGAUGAUCUCUCCAACCGAGCGGGGGGGGGGCGGCGGCGGCGACCGGAGGCUGAGAGCACCUUGGGCUCGCCCAGUGCCCUCAGGAAGGAGAACUGUGGAGGGAAGGCCGGGGGAAGGUCCGGCCAGGCCGCGUCGACUCCAGGAAAUCCACCCCAAGUACGUCCACGUCCGAAAAUGAUUGGCCCCCGGUGGCCAUCCGAUCCAGGCGGCUUCCCUGCUGCGGAAUCACCCACGGGAAGUAGCUGGACACGCGGCCAGACAGGGGGCGGCCUGCGGGCUCGGGCCCGAGAUACGCUCCCCGGGCGGCCCUCCGUCCCAAAGCACACACCACUGUCCUGCCUUGCUAAACUGAAGAGUACAUUUACAGUCUAUUUUUCCAAAUAUUUUUGUGGGAAAGUUCUUUGGAACUGCACAAUAAAAAUCCAUCGCACCUUA